AGGAGAAACUACCAGAGUUUGGAUGUGUUAUCCCAUCAUAAUUUUGCUGCAAUUUUGCCGGGAGAUUCAGUGGCGGGAAUAGUGGUUACGAAUGGGAUUUUGAGUUUCUUGAACAUUUACAACACAUUGUUGGUUGUGAGGCUAGUUUUAACUUGGUUUCCAAAUGCUCCUCCAGCAGUUGUCAGCCCCCUCAGCACAUUAUGUGAUCCAUACUUGAAUAUAUUCCGGGGCAUCAUUCCACCACUCGGAGGGACACUUGACCUUUCACCUAUAUUGGCAUUUCUUGUUUUAAAUGUCUUUACCAGCACUGCUUCUGCGCUCCCAGCCGAACUUCCAUCCUCAGGACUUCAUCAGAACGUUUCAUCUCACGCAACAGCAUCAUCUCACCUUACGACAUCACAGGAGAAAUGGAUGAGAAGGCUUGGUCGGAACAAGUCAAAAAUAUCCGCUGCUGGUGGAAAUUAACUUGUUUUUCUCGCAUUGCCUCUGUGAUACUUAACCCAAAACACAUGCUUGAUAUGUCUACUUUCGAGUGUAAAUUCAUUUGGCAUCAAUAAGGUAGCUCUAUGUAUGAUUUAUCGAUAUGUCUAUGUCCAAGUACAACCAUGAACGAUACGGUCUGUGGGUACAUAUGCAUCUAAGAUCUAAUACAUUGUUAUUUCUCCAUUUUAA
Messenger RNA from Olea europaea var. sylvestris, 672 nucleotides. Its product is annotated as ylmG homolog protein 2, chloroplastic-like. The transcript is spliced from 2 exons. Gene Ontology annotation, cellular component: membrane. The record is from RefSeq and is a predicted model, not a curated record. The annotation marks the transcript as partial. NCBI's taxonomy places the organism in Eukaryota, Viridiplantae, Streptophyta, Magnoliopsida, Lamiales, Oleaceae. Gene Ontology annotation, biological process: chloroplast fission.